Messenger RNA from Colletotrichum phormii, 3669 nucleotides. RefSeq lists its product as uncharacterized. The record is from RefSeq and is a predicted model, not a curated record. Gene Ontology annotation, molecular function: DNA-binding transcription factor activity, RNA polymerase II-specific; zinc ion binding. Lineage: Eukaryota; Fungi; Ascomycota; Sordariomycetes; Glomerellales; Glomerellaceae. The coding region runs from base 1 to 3669 and encodes 1222 amino acids. Gene Ontology annotation, biological process: regulation of DNA-templated transcription. The transcript has 6 exons.
AUGGAUCCUCCGGGGCAGCCUGACAACAAACGCCCCCGUCUCUCGAGCACCAACUCGUGGUCACCAACCGGCGGACCGCAACACCAUCUACCACCACUCCACCCGCCGCCCUCGCACCCGUCGACGCCUCACCAGGCACAUCCUCUUCCGCCUCAUCAACAACACGCGCCGCCGCCUGCGCCAUAUAACCACCAGCAGCAGCAGCCGCCUCCGUACCCUCCUCGCUCCGUCGAGCCUCACCACCCUCCUCACCCGGCGCCGCAACAUCAUCCCGACGACCGACGACACCAUGAGCAAGAGCCUCCUUACACGCCGAUGCAGGACCACUAUCGACACCCGCCCUCACCUGCGCAUCCGCCUUACCCACCCUUCCCAAACCGAAACCCUGGCGGCGUGAAGAGGGAACCGCACGACGAGAACCUUUCCCACCCACGAAGGCCUCACUCGACAGGAGGCGGGCCACAGGACGGCCUCCCUCCUCCACCGCACUCUGCGCCGCCGCAUCCUUCGCAUCAACCGUACCCCGACGACUCUCGACGACACAUGAGCUACGAUAACGGGCCACAGCAGAUGCCCCCCACGCCGGGGGGCUACCGAAGCAGCUUUCCUCCUCCUCCUCCUCCUCCUGUGGCCCAGCCGCCGCCACCACCACCUCAGCAUUAUGAACAGCAGCAGCCGCAGUACCAAACGCAACCUCCUCCCGAGUCGAUCUACGCCCAGUUCUCUUCCACCGCCAAGCGCAAGGCAACAAGAGCCUCUCAGGCUUGUGACAGCUGUCGGCAGCUCAAGGCGAAAUGUGAUGAAACUAAGCCUUGCAAAAGUUGCAGAGAAAAGGGUGUCGAGUGCAAAUAUCGUGAUCCGAUUCCAAAGGCAAUCGACAAGGGCCAAACAGAUAUUCUGGAGGCGAUCUCCGAGAUGAAGAGCGCAAUGGAGGCCAAGUUUGAGGCGCAGAUUGCGGCCCAGCAAAGGUGGAUGCAAAACAUGGAAGAGAGGCUGAACAUGCACAACAUCAAGAUGGAAGCCGAGGCGCCGCUCUCGGAUGACUCCCCAGCCGAUAAGUCGAAUGUGAAGUCGCUAUCACCGGUCCCCGCGCCCCCUGUGGAAAACUACCCUCAACACGACGAAGACAUGCACGAGCCGGAGCCGCAGCCCAUGGCUGUUGGCGAGACGGACUUGGCCCACCAGAUGCACGAUACGGAUAUGGAUAACGACGAUGCGCCCGACAACCCACCUGGACCACCUGUGGCGCCGGGUCCCCCUUCGAUUCCGGUAAACCACACAACCAGAGCCGACACCAUUCUGUUCUGGCCGGGCGUUAAGGAGAUGACUCAGGGAAUUCUGGAGAGGGAGAAUGUCAAGUAUCCUCAAGAGUACCCCAUUGCUCAGGAAGAGAAGCGCGGCGUUCUGCGACUCUACGGGCGUGGAGAAGGGAGUGGUCAAGAUCCCAGUCGCGGCGUCGCAAGCGUUGCGGCCUCGGAGGCGUUUGGCACCAUGGAUGUCAUGGAAGACAACUUCUCAGAGACUGGAAACUCACCCUCUCCGGGCGAGGCUUGGGGCCAGGUCGGAGGACUGAGCCCGCCGACGAGCAUGGGUUACACCAGUGGGACGCUCACACCCGACGGGGCUCCGGAUUUCUCUGAAGAAAAGGUCAAGUCAUAUAUCACCAGCUUCGAGAAGCACGUCCUCAGCCUUCACCCGAUUAUCCUGUCUGGAGAUCUCAGAAUUCUGGUCAAGCGCUUCUUGGACAACAUUGCACAGACCGAGAAGAAGCCUAAGCCGACAGCACCCGGCGUCGCCAAGUUUGUUGCGCCGACGAGCAGCUACCCCGAAAUGUCAAGCAAGCGGAAGCGGUCCUCGCCAGCACUGGAUCAACCAGAAGAACCGAUACAGCUCCCAAAGAAGGCUGGCAGGCCGCACAGGACAAUUGAAAACGCCCUUGUGUUGGUCAUUCUCGCCUUGGGCAAGAUUUGCCUCCAUCAGUCCAAGAUCCCGGACCUUCCCCGGGACAUGGUAGAACACAGCCAGAACUCUCCCAUGAACAGGAACGGAUACCCGUCCUCCCCCGGUGCCCAGGCGUCGCCUCCAUCAUAUUCCUCAGCGCAUUCGUCCUCCGGGUUACCUUCGCCAAAGGAGCAGGCCAACAGUCUUCCCAGCAGACGGCCUUCGUUGCAGGGCAGCGGCGCCGGCAGCCUGAAGUCCAGCUCGACGUUGAAGCGCAACUACGAUAUCAUUCCUGGUCUCGAGUAUUUCGCCUAUGCCUCUGAUAUUAUGGGCAACCACAUGGCCGGCUGGACGAUGAAGCACGCGCAGACUUUCAUCUUUGCUGGUCUGUACCAUGGUCAACUAGGCAGAGUAUUGGAGAGUGAUGCCAUGUUCUUCAAUGCCGCCCGAGCUUUGAACAUGAUUAUGCGUCGUGACAUGGACCGCUUCUCAAAGAUGGACCCUUUUAACCCCGUUGAGAAGAAGCGCGAUAACAUGGUCCUCCUAGCAUACUGGAGUUGCCUGCAACUCGAAAACGACAUCAUUGCGGAACUUGAACUCCCACGAUCAAGAUGUCUCGAUUACGAGCAAAUCAUGCCUUGGCCCAACAUGAAGCUCAUAGAGAACGAAACCUCUCUCAGAGUACGAGACUCUUACAUCGGACAGCUGUACCUGCGAAAGACGCUGAACACGAUCCACAACUUGCUUUACGAUCCCCAGGACUUGCACGUUUCGAUCACCGACAAGAUGAGGAAAGUGCAGGACUUGGAGGAGCAACUGAGAAGCAUGAAGUGGGUAUCAAAGGACUUCCACUUCAACGAGGACGACGAACCGGCAAAAGAACUCAUUGAUGCGCGGUUGCGUGCCAAGUACUGGGGUGCUCGAGUCAUCAUCUACCGACCCUUUGUCAGAUUCGUUCUGGAAGUUUCGGACAGGCUAAAGCAACGGUCUGAUAGCUCCGGCGUGCUCAACAAGGAAACGGUGGGACACAUCGGCGUCUUCACCCAACACGAUGCGACCGCGUUUGUGGGGCAGGGCUCUCACGGGAUCCGUGGUCACGAUGAGCUCACUCAAGAAGUCAAGGCAUAUGCCGACAGAGGUAUCAAGGCCCUCAUUGAGAGUACUCGGGCCUUCCACGGUGUCGACAGCAAGCGACUUCUCGUCACCAACAUCUUUGGCACAGCCCAUGCGCAAUGGGGCAACCUUUUGAUUUUGGCGGCCGCCUUCCGCGAUCCUUACCUGCACCAUCUCGUGUCGAGGGAAGAACUGAAGAUGCUGUUCCGACGGACCAUCAGCAUGCUCGAGAUGCAUGCCCAGUCAUCUAGCUCAUUGACGAUUGACAUGCACAUCCUGCAGCACAUCGAAAAGGAGCUCUUUUCCGAAAACCCGAGGGUUGGCUCCAGCAGUUUCGGCAGCACCAACAGCUACACGGGGCCGACGAUCCCCCCGCCCCCGCCACCCACGUCCGCGCCGCCGGCCCAUCACCACCACCACCACCACCACCCGGGCCCCAUGUCCAUGGCAUCCUUCAUCGAACCUAACCACCGCAGCGCGAACAACUCACCAAACCAGGGACACCGCUCGCUGAACAACGGAUCGGGUCACGGUCAUCCCCCGAAUCACGGACAAAGCUACCACGGACACCCUGGACACCCUGGACACCCUGGACACCACCCUAUGCAGAUGUAA